GCUGCGGUGAGUCAUCGGCCGGAAGCCUUGCUCUAAAUCAAAGCGGACGUGAAGCAUCCACCAAACUGGACUCAGCUCUGACAACCAAUCGGAGCAGGAGCAGCAGCGCCAGCAGGAGUCUCCCAGACCUUCUCUGAUGGAUGACCUUGGGGAAGCAAAUGGCACCUUUGCCAUCACCUUAUUAAAAAUGCUGGGUGAAGAGGACCACUCACGGAAUGUGUUCUUCUCUCCCCUGAGCAUCUCCUCUGCCCUGGCCAUGCUCUUCAUGGGGGCCGAAGGAGACACCGCCACCCAGAUGUCCCAGGUGCUUUGUCUGAACAAAGUGGAAGAUGUCCACCAGGGUUUCCAGUCACUUCUCACGGAAGUGAACAGAUCUGAUACUCAGUACUUGCUCAGAACCGCCAACAGGCUCUUUGGAGAGAAGACGUGUAAUUUCCUUCCGGCCUUUAAGGAGUCCUGCCAGAAGUUCUAUCAGGCGGAGCUGGAGGAGCUGGCCUUCGCUGACGACACGGAGGAAUGCAGGAAAUGCAUCAACGACUGGGUGACGGAAAAGACAGAAGGUAAGAUUCCAGAGAUUCUGGGUGUUGGCACAGUCAGCCCACAGACCAAGCUGAUUCUUGUGAACGCGAUCUACUUCAAAGGCAAGUGGAAGAAGCAGUUCGACCGGAGGUAUACAAGGGGGAUGCCCUUCAAAGUCAACCAGGAGAAGAAGACAGUGCAGAUGAUGUUUAAGCAGGCUGAAUUUAAAGUGGGCUAUGUGUCGGAGGUGCGCAGCCAGGUCCUGGAGCUGCCCUACGCAGGGGAGGAGCUGAGCAUGCUCAUUCUGCUGCCUGAUGAAGACACCGACCUCUCAGUGGUGGAAAAAGCACUUACACCUGAGAAGCUCACAGCCUGGAUGGAUCCAAAGACAAUGACUUUGGGUAAAAUUCAAGUUUUCCUUCCCCGAUUUAAACUGGAGCAGAGCUAUGACUUGGAGCCUGUUCUUCGAAGUUUAGGAAUGACUGAUGCUUUUGAGGAAGCCAAGGCAGACUUUUCUGGAAUGUCAACUAAGAAGAACGUACCGGUGUCCAAGGUUGCACACAAGUGCUUUGGAGAAGUCAAUGAAGAAGGCACAGAGGCGGCCGCGGCCACUGCCGUGGUCAGGAAUUCCCGGUGCGCCAGGACGGAGCCAAAAUUUUGUGCAGAUCACCCGUUCCUGUUCUUCAUCAGGCACCACAAAACCAACAGCAUCUUGUUCUGCGGCAGGUUCUCUUCGCCAUAAAGAGGGACCAUUGUUACAGGCGCUUCUUUCUUUUCAGUCAACCUCACCUCAAUUCAGAUUCCACAUGACUAAAUUGGUGUAGUGGUCUGAAUGCCAAAAUAAAGUGUGUAUACCUUGGA
Artibeus jamaicensis (Jamaican fruit-eating bat) is the source of this 1380-nucleotide messenger RNA. It is a transcript of the gene SERPINB8, whose product is annotated as serpin family B member 8. Gene Ontology annotation, molecular function: serine-type endopeptidase inhibitor activity. Gene Ontology annotation, cellular component: cytoplasm. Gene Ontology annotation, biological process: negative regulation of endopeptidase activity. The record is from RefSeq and is a predicted model, not a curated record. The coding region runs from base 137 to 1261 and encodes 374 amino acids. The transcript has 7 exons. Lineage: Eukaryota; Metazoa; Chordata; Mammalia; Chiroptera; Phyllostomidae.